This is a messenger RNA of Eupeodes corollae, 3364 nucleotides long. RefSeq names its product peroxisomal acyl-coenzyme A oxidase 3. The coding region runs from base 940 to 3042 and encodes 700 amino acids. Gene Ontology annotation, cellular component: peroxisome. Lineage: Eukaryota; Metazoa; Arthropoda; Insecta; Diptera; Syrphidae. The transcript has 6 exons. Gene Ontology annotation, molecular function: pristanoyl-CoA oxidase activity; FAD binding; fatty acid binding. The record is from RefSeq and is a predicted model, not a curated record. Gene Ontology annotation, biological process: lipid homeostasis; fatty acid beta-oxidation using acyl-CoA oxidase.
UAAAGCAGUCCCAGCAGUCAGUAGAUACAGAAACUUUGCCGGUUCUGGAGGGCUUGGGCUUAAUAUUAUUCUUGAUUUGGUUCCUUUCGUCUCGUCUCGGUUCGUUUUCGUUUUCAAUAUUUUAAAUCUUGUCUUCUCUAUUUUUUUUUGCGGAUGCCCUUGUGUAAUUUAAUUUAAUUUUCCGAUGUAUUUUUCGAAAUUCUUUGUGUCAUCAUAAUUUUUGUAAUAACAAACUUCAAUUCAAUGUUCUAGAUAAAGCACCAGAUAGUGAUAGACUUGUUGCAAAUUAUUUUUAAUUGUAUGAACCUUACUGAAACUCCCUUAAAAAAAUAUCUAUAAAUUUAAUAAUAUAGUAAGUAAAUGCUUUGUGCUUUAAAUUGUACCGUGUCCGAGUUUGGCAUUCAAAGUUAAGUGCUCUUUAUUGAUUUGUAUCUUUUUAUCUAUUCUGGUUAAUAGAUAGUUUCUCGAGUUUGUUAGUUCAAUUUAGUAGAUAUUCCAUUGUCUGUCGGUGGUGAGGUUUUUUUAAAUGUUGAAGUUGUCAAUGAGACCCUAAAUGAAUUAAGCUUCAGUGUGCUCCUCAUUUCAGCCGGUAGAGGUAACGCAUUGUGACUUGCCUUGUCCCCUAAUCGAGUCGAGUGUGUAAAAAGAGUUCCUUAUUUUCAAAACUCUUAGCAGUCAGUGGCUUGAAAAAUAAGAAGAAGAAGUUUUAAAAUAAAUUUAAAUCAGUAAAUUGGUGCAACAUUUGAGCUAUUGUGACUUUUGUUUUAUUUUUAUUGAGAAAAAUAAUCAUCACUGUGAAUAAUCCUGAAAAAAUAACUACCGUAAAGUAGCAGCAAAUUAACACAGGUUACAAUAACAACAUAAUUACAUUACACUAUCAACAACUAACCAACUAUCAUCAUCACCGUUAUUUAUUGUAAUUUGACAAGAGUGUGACGUAUGGCGGGAAACGAACGAUUUCAAAUGGCAAUUCAUACUGACACAUCAUUUAUUCCAGACCUGCCAGCAGGUCCAUUGUGCGCUUACAGAAAACGUUCCAAAUUUGACUGGAAGCGUUUGCGGUUAAUUUUUGAAUCUGAAAGUAAUUUAAGAAUAAAGCUGAAAGUGUGGAAAAUUCUUGAAAAUGAUCCACUUUUCGCCAAAUCUACACACACACUGCCUACCGAAGAACAAAAACGUCUUUGUGCAAUGCAAAUGAAUAAAAUGGCCCAUCUGAAUAUUGUACCAAAGGAAAUCGAAAAGCAAACUUUUUCCGAUCGAACUAAAUAUCUGAUGAGCGUUAACGAGGCCCUACACACUUAUUCGCCUAGUCUUUCGGUAAAGAUUGCUCUGGGUGUGGGCCUCUUCAACAAUGCCAUUCGAGCUAUGGGCACUGAAAAACACAUGAAGUAUUAUGAUGCUGCUUGGAAUCGUGAGAUUGUGACAUGUCUAGCGAUUACAGAAGUUGCUCACGGCAGCAAUACAAAGAGUAUUAGGACGACAGCUACAUACGAUCCAACGACACAGGAAUUUGUCAUAAAUACACCUGAUUUCGAAGCAGCCAAGUGUUGGGUGGGAAAUUUGGGAAAGACAGCAACCUAUGCUAUGACAUUUGCUAAUUUGUACACAAACGAUGGCACCAAUCACGGAUUGCAUGGAUUUUUAAUUCCUGUCCGAGAUCCAAGAACGCUGCAGGCAUAUCCGGGAGUUCUGGUGGGAGAUAUUGGUGAAAAGAUUGGCCUUAACGGAAUUGACAAUGGAUUUAUGAUGUUCACUAACUAUCGUAUUCCGAGGGAUAAUCUGUUGAAUCGCACUGGGGAUAUAACAGACGAGGGAAAUUAUGAGAGUGUGUUCAGUGAACCUGGUAAGGUGUUGGGAGCUGCAUUGGAGUCAUUUUCUGCGGGCAGAAUUGGAAUUAUGCAGGAAUCGGUUAACACUCUUUCAAAUGCCGCUGUGAUAGCUGUGAGAUAUGCAGCGCUGAGGAAACAAUUUGGAUAUGAAAAGGAUGGCCCAGAAAUUCCAAUUAUAGAAUAUCAAUUACAUCAAUGGAGAAUAUUUCCUUACUUGGCGGCAGCUUGUGUUCUUAAGGUUGCAACAGCUGAGCUUACAAACACAUACUUGGACGUUAUUCAGAGGUCUCAAGCUGAUUCGAAUGGAUUUGAUCUAUUGACCCAAAAAGUGUCAGAAAUCCAUGCAUUGAUUUCAUCAUCCAAAGCUCUGAUAACAUGGACUGCAAGAGAUGCUAUUCAAGAAGCUCGAGAAGCUUGUGGAGGUCACGGCUACCUUAAAGCUGCUAAACUGGGAGAUCUCCGGAACGAUCAUGACCCCAGUUGCACUUAUGAGGGAGACAACAAUGUUUUGGGUCAACAGGCAUCCAAUUGGCUUCUUCGUCAAUGGGAGGAUAAAGUUGAAAGCCCCGAAAAAACAGCAAAUUUCAUAACGCAACGUGAACGUAUUCUUUCGGAAAGUUUUGAAGACGUUUCAAGAAAAUACAGUUUUGAUUCUAUGGAGUUUGUUCUUUGUUCAUACGAAUGGCUUCUGUGUUUUUUAUUGGACAAAACAUCAACACAAAUGAAGAAUGAGGUUAAAUCUGGCAAACAUCGAUUCGAUGCCAGAAAUAAUUCCCAGGUCUAUGCGGCUCGAGAUCUAUGGAAAGCCUAUGCUGAGUACUUUGCUCUACGAAAAUUCUAUGAACGCUGCCAACGUCCCGAUGUAACACCACCCCUUAAGGAAGUUCUUCGUUUACUUUUUGCAGUCUAUUCACUUUCGUGCCUUGACAAACAUUUAACGAACUUUUAUCAAGGUGGAUUUGCCAAUAAGUCCACUUUGGCUGAUCUUAUACGCACACAGUUGCUGGUUAAAUGUGGCCAGUUAAAAGAUUCAGCUGUAUCAGUUGCUGAUGCAUUGGCACCGCCAGACUUUGCCUUAAAUUCUGUGAUUGGAAAAUCCGAUGGACUUUUGUAUGAAAAUUUACAAAGUGAAUUUAUGACUAACCCCGGAGCAUUUGAGAGGCCAUCAUGGUGGAAAGAUGUCAUAAUUCCGAAUGUCAAAUCGAAAUUAUAAAACAAGAAUAACUUUUUCUUCUCUUAAGUAUUCAAUUCAUAUAAAAAGAAAUAGUAAUUUGUUAAGAUUUUUGUUUCUUAAAGCAAAUGAACAUAAUUGUCCCAUCUAUUUUAUAUGUUGUAUUAUUAGUUUUAGUGUAACUACAUUUAUAUGUCAUUUCAAACAUAAAUGUAUGUUAAAAGAAAUCUAUCAAAUCAAUCAGAACAAUUACCAACGAUACGUAUUAGAUACAAUAUUAUGUAUGUCAUGUAUGAGUAUUCAUUGAAAUACAUUUAAAAUUUUGUUGUUAAUAAAAUGUUACCUAAAUCUAUUUAAUUAAAAA